UUAGUGAAGGCAUUAACCAGACUACCACAUUUACCUUUCUGUCUUCUCCAUCUCGCUCUCUCUCUGUGCCUUUGCCAGCCCCUUCUGGAAUAAGCAGUGAAAUAGGUAAGGAGCAAGGAGUAAGAGAGACAGAGUUAGAAAUAAGGAGCCUGAGAAUCCACCUGCCAGCCUUGCCUCUUAAUUCCUCAGCUCCACUGGUGCCUCCCCUCACCAGAUACUGAAGGCAAGCUGUUUGUCUGUUGCAGAAUGCGAGCACUUGAUCCGUCACAUGCUGGUGUUAGACCCGAAUAAGCGCCUCUCAAUGGAGCAGAUCUGCAAGCACAAGUGGAUGAAGCUAGGGGAUGCCGAUCCCAACUUUGACAGGUUGAUAGCUGAAUGCCAACAACUAAAGGAAGAAAGACAGACGGACCCCCUGAAUGAAGAUGUACUCUUGGCCAUGGAAGACAUGGGAUUGGAUAAAGAGCGGACACUACAGUCAUUAAGAUCAGAUGCCUAUGAUCACUAUAGUGCAAUCUACAGCCUGCUGUGUGAUCGACAUAAGAGACAUAAAACCCUGCGUCUCGGAGCACUUCCUAGCAUGCCCCGAGCCAUGGCCUUUCAAGCACCAGUCAAUAUCCAGGCGGAGCAGGCAGGUACCACUAUGAACAUCAGCGUUCCCCAGGUGCAGCUGAUCAACCCAGAGAACCAAAUUGUGGAGCCGGAUGGGACCGUGAACUUGGACAGCGAUGAGGGUGAAGAGCCUUCCCCUGAAGCAUUGGUCCGCUAUUUGUCAAUGAGGAGGCACACAGUGGGUGUGGCUGACCCACGCACGGAAGUUAUGGAAGAUCUGCAGAAGCUCCUACCUGGCUUUCCUGGUGUCAACCCUCAGGCUCCAUUCCUGCAGGUGGCCCCUAAUAUGAACUACAUGCACAACCUGUUGCCCAUGCAAAAUUUGCAGCCAACUGGGCAGCUUGAGUACAAGGAGCAGUCUCUGUUGCAGCCACCCACCUUACAGCUCCUGAAUGGAAUGGGCCCCCUUGGCCGGAGGGCAUCAGAUGGAGGAGCCAACAUCCAAUUGCAUGCCCAGCAGCUGCUGAAGCGCCCACGGGGACCCUCCCCACUUGUCACCAUGACACCAGCAGUGCCAGCAGUUACCCCUGUGGACGAGGAGAGCUCAGAUGGGGAGCCAGAUCAGGAAGCUGUGCAGAGGUACUUGGCAAAUAGGUCCAAAAGACAUACACUGGCAAUGACCAACCCUACAGCUGAGAUCCCACCGGACCUACAACGGCAGCUAGGACAGCAGUCUUUCCGUUCCCGGGUCUGGCCUCCUCACCUGGUACCUGAUCAGCAUCGCUCUACCUACAAGGACUCCAACACCCUGCACCUCCCUACGGAGCGUUUCUCCCCUGUGCGCCGGUUCUCAGAUGGGGCUGCAAGCAUCCAGGCCUUCAAAGCUCACCUGGAAAAAAUGGGCAACAACAGCAGCAUCAAACAGUUGCAGCAGGAGUGUGAGCAGCUGCAGAAGAUGUACGGGGGGCAGAUUGAUGAAAGAACCCUGGAGAAGACCCAGCAGCAGCAUAUGUUGUACCAGCAGGAGCAGCACCAUCAAAUUCUCCAGCAACAAAUUCAAGACUCUAUUUGUCCUCCUCAGCCUUCUCCACCUCUUCAGGCUGCAUGUGAAAAUCAGCCAGCCCUCCUCACCCACCAGCUCCAGAGGUUAAGGAUUCAGCCUUCAAGCCCACCCCCCAACCAUCCCAACAACCAUCUCUUCAGGCAACCCAGUAACAGUCCUCCCCCCAUGAACAGUGCCAUGAUCCAGUCUCACGGUGCUGCAUCUCCUUCCCAGUUUCAAGGUUUACCCUCUUGCAGUGCAAUCUUCCAGCAGCAGCCUGAGAACUGUUCCUCUCCUCCCAGUGUGGCACUAACCUGCUUGGGCAUGCCACAGCCUCCCCAGUCACAGCAAGUGACCAUCCAAGUACAAGAGCCUGUUGACAUGCUCAACAACAUGCCAGGGGCAGCUGCAGGCUCCACCGGGCGGGGCAUCUCCCUCAGCCCCAGUGCCAGUCAGAUUCAGAUGCAGCAUCGUACUAACCUGAUGACCACCUUCAGCUAUGGGCACCGACCCUUGUCCAAGCAGCUGAGUGCUGACAGUGCAGAGGCCCACAGCUUGAACGUGAAUCGCUUCUCCCCUGCUAACUACGACCAGGCGCAUUUACACCCCCAUCUGUUUUCGGACCAGUCCCGGGGUUCCCCCAGCAGCUACAGCCCUUCAACAGGAGUGGGGUUCCCUCCAACCCAAGCCCUGAAAGUCCCUCCACUUGACCAAUUCCCCACCUUCCCUCCCAGUGCACAUCAGCAGCCGCCACACUAUACCACAUCGGCACUACAGCAGGCCCUGCUGUCCCCCACGCCGCCAGACUAUACAAGGCACCAGCAGGUACCCCACAUCCUUCAAGGACUGCUCUCUCCCCGGCAUUCGCUCACCGGCCACUCAGACAUCCGGCUGCCCCCAGCAGAGUUUGCACAGCUCAUUAAAAGGCAGCAGCAGCAACGACAGCAGCAGCAGCAGCAGCAAGAGUACCAAGAAUUGUUCAGGCACAUGAACCAAGGGGAUACUGGCAGUCUGUCUCCCAGUCUUGGGGGACAGAGUAUGACAGAGCGCCAGUCUUUAUCUUAUCAAAAUGCUGACUCAUAUCACCACCACCACAGCAGCCCCCAGCAUCUUCUCCAAAUCAGGGCUCAAGAAUGUAUCUCACAGGUUUCCUCACCCACCCCGACCCACGGUUAUGCUCAUCAGCCGGCACCAAUGCAUCCGGAGAGCAUGGAAGAGGACUGCUCAUGUGAGGGGGCCAAGGACGGCUUCCCAGACACUAAGAGCUCCAGUACGUUGACCAAAGGUUGCCAUGACAGCCCCCUGCUCUUGAGUGCCAGUGGACCUCGAGACCCUGAAUCUUUACUAGGAACUGUGAGUCAUGCCCAGGAAUUGGGGAUACAUCCUUAUGGACACCAGCCAACUGCUGCAUUCAGUAGAAAUAAGGUGCCCAGCCGAGAGACUGUCAUAGGGAACUGCAUGGAUAGAAGUUCUCCAGGACAAGCAAUGGAGCUGCCAGAUCACAAUGGGCUCGGGUACCCAGCACGCCCCUCAGUCAGUGAGCACCACAGGCCCCGGACCCUGCAGAGACACCACACGAUCCAGAACAGCGAUGAUGCUUAUGUGCAGCUGGAUAACUUGCCAGGAAUGAGUCUUGUGGCUGGGAAAGCACUUAGUUCUGCCCGGAUGGCAGAUGCAGUUCUCAGUCAGUCUUCACUCAUGGGCAGCCAGCAGUUUCAGGAUGGAGAAAAUGAGGAAUGUGGGGCGAGUCUGGGAGGUCAUGAGCAUGCAGACCUGAUUGACGGAAGCCAGCACUUAAACUCCUCUUGCUAUCCAGCUACAUGUAUUACAGACAUUCUGCUCAGCUACAAGCACCCUGAGGUCUCCUUCAGCAUGGAGCAGGCUGGCGUGUAGCAAGAAACAGAGUGA
Galeopterus variegatus (Sunda flying lemur) is the source of this 3499-nucleotide messenger RNA. RefSeq names its product SIK family kinase 3 (gene SIK3). NCBI's taxonomy places the organism in Eukaryota, Metazoa, Chordata, Mammalia, Dermoptera, Cynocephalidae. The record is from RefSeq and is a predicted model, not a curated record. The transcript has 18 exons. The coding region runs from base 269 to 3484 and encodes 1071 amino acids.